AGAACCAAUGGGAAAGCCGUGUGUUUGAGCAGUGUGUACACAUAGCAUAUGAACCGACGUACCUACGAAGAAAUUAUGUUUGGUGUGAAAAUGGAACUCAUUUCUAGUAUAGAGUUUAAAGCGACACGAGGAUCACCGCCCUUUAUUACCUACGCUGGACACCGGCUAGCGGUCAGUCGCGACUGAGACGUGAGGCCUGCAGGUCGACCCAUGGACCCUGGGGCGGAUUAUUACAAACCUACGGAUUAUUCACUGCAGAGGCUGAAGAUGAAGGAAUAACGAAAGUUUUGUGGCAAUGGAGUUCACGUGAUCAAGUUUAAAUGAAUACGAUGCUACGUCAAAAUGAUAGAUUAUUUAUCAGUAAUUCUUUUAAUUACCAUUCAUACUGGUUUAUCAGACAAGGAACCAAGUCAGAGACUCCCAUGUAGGACUCAAGAAAAUCCAGAUCAUCAGAAUUCCUUUCUGUGGACACUGAACCGAGAUCCACCCUCCUACUUUUUCGGGACAAUCCAUGUUCCUUACACCAAAGUGUGGAGUCACAUUCCAGAAAGCACCAAAGAAGCUUUUCAACAGUCAGAGAACAUAUUCUUUGAGUUGGAUCUCACAGAUGUGUAUACAGUUACAGCUUUGGCUAACUGUCAACUCUUGCCAAAUGGGGAGAACCUAUCAGACGUUUUGCCGGUUGACAUGUUCAACCGAUUAAAGAGUCAUCUAGAGUAUGUUCGACAAAAAAUGCCCUCGUGGAUGUCCGCUGACCAAAAGGGCCGAGGAAUGUACGCGGACUAUUUAUUUAAUGCUAUUGCGGGGAACUGGCAGAGAAAACGACCCAUUUGGGUCAUGCUUAUGGUGAAUUCAUUAACAGAAAGUGAUAUUAAGUCAAGGGGGACCCCAGUCUUAGACUUAUACCUCGCGCAACAGGCAGAAAAAAUUGGGAAGGUGACAGGUGCAAUAGAACGAGUGGAGGAACAGUGUGUGCCACUCAACGAGCUGAAUUUCUCACAGGUGCUAUUUGCAUUGAAUCAAACACUAUGGCAGCACGAGGCAUACCGGGCUAGUGAGGAAGGAGGGACGAGGUACACUACGGACGAGCUCAUAUAUCACUACAAUUGCGGGGACCUCAAUGCUGUCAUCCUCAAUCAAAACACAGCGCAGGUGCGCAGUCUCGUCAACAACUCCCUACCCCCGGGUGCUCAGGAGACUGCCAAACUCAUCGACGAAUACUUCCGAUUGGAACUUAUAAAUAAACGCAACGAGAGGAUGGCUGAGAGAGUAAUUAGCUUGCUCAAAGCCCAUCCAAAGAAAAGCUUUUUCUUUGCCUUUGGUGCAGGUCAUUUCCUUGGUAACAAUACCAUCCUAGACCGCCUGUGGGAGGAAGGAUACAGGGUGGAACAUACGCCCGCAGAUAGCAUCAUUCCAAAACAUGAUAAAAAUUCUAAUAAGCACCAUGGAAAAAAUAAUAGAAAGAAAGGAAAGAACACAUCGUUCCCAAAUUAUGAUAGCUUUAGUGAUUUCUGGUUCCAGUUGGAGUCAGACACAGAUUAUAGUGAUUGGUUGAAAAAGAGGGAUAAACACAGAAAGAAAAUCUACAAUCGGUACAAAGAGAAACCGUUUAACGACCUUUGGGUAAAGAUGGAUGCCGAGACGUCAGAUUUGAUGAACCAGCUAGCAGAGAGAUACAUGUCAUCAAAGGGGGUUACCCAAGAACAGACUGUCAGCGAGGAUCACUAUGGUUAUUCUAAUAGUCAUAGGCUGUCACCAUGGCAACCAUCAUUGUUGUGGACUUUUGUGCUAGUGCUGAAUGUGAUACAGCAUCUGGUUCAUUCCUGUUAGGUUGUGAGUCUUUCAAAAUGGCCGCCACGGGCAGACGGUCAUUGAGGCUUGGGUGAGAGAUUAGAUAGUCAUGGAUGAUUGAAUACCUGAGCAAUAAAGUGUCCGUUUUGAGUGGGGACUCUGGAGCUGUGAGCCCUUGACACUGGAAAGAUUAUAGCAUACUAAGUAAUUAAGAAAAAUGAUUUUGUACACAUGACUUAUUUAUGUAUUUAAGUAAUUAUAUAAUGACCUUGAGAGAUUGUAAUCUUGACCUUGAUAUAUUAAUCAAAUUACCUUGAGAUGUUCCUGGACCAUGGGGUUGAUAUGUUCUUGUGAACAUGUGGUUGAUAUGUUGAUGGUCAGUGGUUAACAUGUUGACCUUGAAAGACUUACAUAAUGACCUUAAGAAACAGCUUUGUUAAUUUGAAGGUCACUUUUUAAUAUUUGUGCUGUCUAACAAUUGUUAAUUGUGUCAUUCGCUUAAAAAGUUAAGAUGGAACAGUCUGGGCCAACCAUGGCCUGUACCUAAAACUUGAGAUGGAACAGUCUGGGCCAACCAUGGCCUGUACCUAAAACUUGAGAUGGAAGUCUGGGCCAACCAUGGCCUGUACCUAAAUCUUGAGAUGGAACAGUCUGGGCCAACCAUGGCCUGUACCUAAAUCUUGAGAUGGGACAGUCUGGGCCAACCAUGGCCUGUACCUAAAACUUAAGAUGGAACAGUCUGGGUCAACCAUGGCCUGUAUCUAAAUCUUGAGAUGGGACAGUCUGGGCCAACCAUGGCCUGUACCUAAAACUUAAGAUGGAACAGUCUGGGUCAACCAUGGUCUGUACCUAAAUCUUGAGAUGGAAGUCUGGGCCAACCAUGGCCUGUACCUAAAUCUUGAAAUGGGACAGUCUGGGCCAACCAUGGCCUGUACCUAAAUCUUGAGAUGGAAGUCUGGGCCAACCAUGGCCUGUACCUAAAUCUUGAGAUGGGACAGUCUGGGCCAACCAUGGCCUGUACCUAAAUCUUGAGAUGGGACAGUCUGGGCCAACCAUGGCCUGUACCUAAAUCUUGAGAUGGAACAGUCUGGGCCAACCAUGGCCUGUACCUAAAUCUUGAGAUGGGACAGUCUGGGCCAACCAUGGCCUGUAACUGGACUGUUUUCUUUACCAGUAAGCAUUAUCUGAUUUACAUUAGUUGAUUGUAUGAUAGGUUAUCUCUAUUAGAGGCAGACCUGGUGAUAAGAUUUUAUAAACAUCUUGUGCCUGUGAUUCUGUCAUCAGUGUUUCUGUGUGUGUGUGGGUGUAUUGGUGUUUAUGUGUGAGGUUGUGUGUGAGGGUGUGUGUGUGUGUGUGUGAGGGUGUGUGUGUGUGUGGUGGUGUGUGUGCAUGUGUGCGCGUGCGUGCGUUCAUGUGUGUGUGUGCAAACAAUGCCAAAAGGACAAGAUGAUAUUUCUUAGUUUGCUCUCACACAUUUUUUCAUUGGAUUAAUAUUACGAUACUUCGAUGUUUAGUCAUCCAACCAACACAACCCUGUGAUACAGCGUAUUCAAUGGAUGUCCUUUUUGUAUGGUACAUAAUAUGUAAUAUUGUUUCUUUUUUCCUUUUCAAUCUUUUCGAGCACAGUGUGUAAAUAAAUAUGUAACAAUGUAUAUAUAUUGUAUACUAAUUGUACUGUAAGCAUUAUGAAAAAUUCCUGUUUUACAAACUAAGAAGUAGGUUUAUUGAAUGGCUGGAAAAUACCUUCACGUUGGCAACAUUACAUGAUGGUUAAUAAGACUGAAAUAAGAUUGACAAGCUAACGAUUGAAUAAUCUGAAUGAAAAAGUGAUACAUUUGUAUGUAAAAUCCACUUUCUUGUAGGACGGAAUGGCUUUUUGGCAAUUACUAAAUAAAUAUUCAAAAGAGUUACACUUACUGGGUUCUUGAAUAGUAAGGCUAACUUAAUGAUUAUUCAACAGAUUAAAAUGUGAUGAUUAUUCAUUAAUUAAGGUUGUGAUGUGUAUUUAUAUGUUACAACCUUGUUGAACAUUUAUUAAGUAAGUUCAUUUACAAUUACAAAAAGGGCUUUUUCACAUGCAGGUGAAAUAAACGAAAUCAAAUGAUCUAAAAUUUUCAGGAUUAUGUGAAUUAGAUGAUCUUUAAGCAGAUUUACAGAUUUCCGUGAAAAUUUUCAGUAUAACCUAUACAUUUUAAAGCUGGCUCCCUGUUAGUGUACUGUAUGAAUUUCUUAACUAAUAUCAAAGUAUUAUCAUUCAAUAUCUGUUGUGUGUUAUUGUAUCAGAUGUUUUUAUUAUGCCCUCCAUAUUUCCUUUAAAUACUCUUUUUAAUACCUUGCUCACACAUUAUACUCAUACUACAGGGUCAAAAAUUUUGGGUAAAAAUUACACGGUAUGAAAUAUAUGCAAAGGUAUCAUUUGUUUCAUCAUCGAACCUGUCUGAUAUUGUUCUUCAUGUUGUUAAUUUGUGUGUCUAUUUCCACCGACUACUGCUAAUUUGUACCUCAGAUUUAUUGUAUAAAAUGUCAGCAUUAUUCCUAAUGUAAAUCUAAUAUUCUCUCAGACAUAAAGCUGUUUAUUCCUAAUGUAACUCUAAUAUUCUCUCAGACAUAAAGCUGUUUAUUCCUAAUGUAACUCUAAUAUUCUCUCAGACAUAAAGCAGUUUAUUCCUAAUGUAAAUCUAAUAUUUUCUCAGACAUAAAGCUGUUUAUUCCUAAUGUAACUCUUAUAUUCUCUCAGACAUAAAGCAGUUUAUUCCUAAUGUAACUCUAAUAUUCUCUCAGACAUAAAGCUGUUUAUUCCUAAUUUAAAUCUAAUAUUCUCUCAGACAUAAAGCUGUUUAUUCCUAAUGUAACUCUAAUAUUCUCUCAGACAUAAAGCUGUUUAUUCCUAAUGUAACUCUAAUAUUCUCUCAGACAUAAAGCUGUUUAUUCCUAAUGUAAAUCUAAUAUUCUCUCAGACAUAAAGCUGUUUAUUCCUAAUUUAAAUCUAAUAUUCUCUCAGACAUAAAGCUGUUUAUUCCUAAUGUAACUCUAAUAUUCUCUCAGACAUGUGAUAUUGGUAUUCACAUGCUGUUGUCCUGUUUGUCAUUUUAAUUUCAAUAACUGACAAAAAAAUCAAUAUCUGUUUCAAGAAUUCUUUAUUAAUUUUGUUAACCAUUGUUGGUGCAGAAUUACUGCGAUCAGGGCAAAAAAGCUUCUCCAGGCUUGGCCACUUAGAAAUAACAUCCAGAAACAAAUAGGUUUGGUUAGUUUUAUUGCGUUUAGGCCUGAUAAUGGAAUGCUUUAUAGUGCAUCCAAAGUAAAAGUGAAAUUCUUUGUCUCCGAUGACACCGAUAUCAUUAAUUUGUAAUAUCAUUAAGGCAGACAUGGUCCUUUUAUGCUGGAAAAAGUAACUAUAUCAAUUAAAAAUGUUGCUUUCCUUCCAGAGCCAAAGUUAUGAGUCAGGAGCAUGAUGUUGGGAAAUUUUGACAGCAGCUGAUGUGAUUAGUGUCUAUUUCAUAGAAACCAGACUUUUGAAUUAUUUGAAAGAUAGGGAAUGUGGCUCAUUCUUCAUUGAAGUUCUGUAAUUUGUCCAUAGUGCAGAAGAUAUUUUCUGCAGUGCUGUUUUGUUUGUUUUGUUCUGUAUUUUUUUUUCCAAGUUUUCCUCAUUCUAGAUCCAUUUUGUAACUUUUAUCACACUUUAUAAGAAAUCUUGAUUAAUUUUAACAUAUGUAGACGUACAUGUAUAUACCUUGGAAGUAUGGUUGGUGACAAUCAUGCUUAUUUGAUAGUGGAAAAGUAUGUCCACAGAAUAUUCAAAACGUUUAGUGCUAAGGAAUGAGUUUUACUGUCGUUUAUAAUUCUCUAACUUAAAGAUAAAUAAAAAUUCCAAACUGUCAUUAAAAUGACACAUGCAGCUUGUCAGAUUACCUGUUUAACUUUCAUUUUCUUUUUGGUUUUUAGGCUUGAUAAAUGACAAAUAAGGGGCAUAAUUUUGUCAUUUACGUUUACAAUUUACUCCAUUUUCACCUCUGAAAUAUAUUACUUAGUCCUAUAAGAAUUGAAAUUAAUUAACAAAACCCUGUAUUAAUAGUGCAAUAUCCAGUGAGGUAUGUAAGAUGGAUGAGGGAGAGACACUUUGAAACACUGUUUGUGUGAAUGUCCAGUCAUUAGUACAAGGAAAGUAAGAAGUCUGUGGGAUCACUUUCCAUUUCAUAUUAAUCCUUUUAAAAAUGUUCUGUUAUGAAUUUGAUUUGAAAUGGCUUUCAUUAUAUUUUUGAAAAUAGCAUGGCACUGUCUGGUAUCUGGAAAAUAAACAUUAUAAAUACCAAAUUUUCUAUAAAUGAUUGUUGCUGUAAUGCAUACGUCAGAGUUUUCAGAAGCUCAAAUUAUAAAUCAAAUGGUUUCAACAAUCUACAUAUACAAACACACCAAGUGAAAAUAUCAAACAUCAAACAUACUUUAGGGGAGGGGAGAUAACCCAUUUUAGCCGGCCUGCAUGUACAUAGAAAGGGGAGGUAAUAAUUUAGAGGCAUAUAUUUCUUACAAAAGCCUGUAAAUGAUUCUUUCUUAUACAAGUAUGUGUUUUAGUACCAAUAUAUUGUAAUCUUUGUGAUCCUUUAUUCAACAUAAUUGAAAUAUAGAAGAAACUUGAUAGAAAAAGAAAUCUGUUGAAACAUUUUGGCCACAAGAAUUGCAUAAUUAAUUAAUUUUCACUGUACGAUACCGUAUGAUUGUUCAACUUCUAACACAUAGCCCACCAGAGCAAGAAAUCAAAAUCACAAUAGCAUUACUACUAAAUUGAUGUUCCGAAAUAUGUUUGUGUAUAUUCCAUAUAGCCUUUCAAUGUUGAUAUUGUGUUGUGAAAAAAGCAAACAGUUUUUUCAUGAAAUAUUAAAUGCCAUGGACUCUUCAAUAACUCACACUAAUAUUUGAAUAUUUUGACACCAAGUUUAUUUCUGUAACAAUGUCAUCGACCAUAUAACAAAAUCUGACAGUAACAACUUCAUUUUGUGUAGGAUUUCCUUUUAUUGUUUUAUUUGGACAUGUACAGCAGUACUCCUUAUCUCAACUUUGGUCAAUAUUCAGGUUGGAAGUGCUUUUUUUCUCUUAGUUGCAUUUACUUAAUCUUUGUACAUUUUUACUUCAUUGCUUGAAGGAAAGGUUAUUUGAUAGCAAAUAUUUACUCAUCAAAGAUAGAAAAGAUUUAUUUUCACUGAAUUAAUCAAUAUUAAGUGAAAAAAUAGGAACAAUUUUUGAGUCUUAAUAAUAUCAAAUGCAGAUUUAAGAGAGCACAAGUGCCAAAACUUUCCUUGAAAUCAUUUGAGAGUUAAAAUUUGAUCUAAAUACAAAUGACAUUUAGAACUUGAGGGAGGACUUAAACUUUGUCAAAGUUACAAGGACUAAUUGUCAAGUAUGCUAGACAGGAGAUAAACCAAACUUACAGAAGAGUUAGACCUCGGUCAGGCUUAAUACAUGUCAAAGAUAAACUAAAAAUCUUAAGAUAUUAACUAAAGUAUUGACUAAAUAUGUAUAAUGAUAAUACGUAAAACGUUGGACAUGAGAGUCUAGGUAGACUUGAUACACGAGACAGAAGUUAGAAGAAAUAACAUGAAAGUCUAUAGUAAGACAAUGUUAAUUCAUUUCUACCUCAAUAUGAUGUUGUAACCAUGGAUUUAGCCCUGAAGGACUUGGGGCUAAAGGUUUGAGGAGAUACAAAUUAAAACUACCUUAAAUAAUCAA
Molecule: messenger RNA, 7512 nt
Organism: Ylistrum balloti
Lineage: Eukaryota; Metazoa; Mollusca; Bivalvia; Pectinida; Pectinidae
Product: metalloprotease TIKI2-like
Exons: 7
Coding region: 343-1830 (495 amino acids)
Biological process (GO): negative regulation of Wnt signaling pathway
Cellular component (GO): membrane
Molecular function (GO): metalloendopeptidase activity
Source: RefSeq, a predicted model, not a curated record